CUGAUCACUGUAAGAGGCAAACACAUAUAUAAUUGAUUAAUUGAGGCUUAAUUAGGUAGGUAGGAUGCAGGGAAUCAGGUCCAUUGGAGUUGCAGUGAUGAGCAACUAUCACAACAAGAAUAUGAAGUUUGGAGGUGGAAUGCUGGCAGUGAUGAUGAUAAUGAUGAUGGUGAGUGGGGAGAGGCCGUACGGAGGGUGGGGGGCCAAUGGCCUGAGCAUGAACUACUACUACGCCGCCGGGUGUCCCAUGGCGGAGUUUGUCGUUAAGAACACCGUCAAUGCUGCUUUGCAGUCCGAUCCCACACUCGCGGGAGCUCUUCUCCGGAUGCACUUCCACGACUGCUUUAUUCAGGGUUGUGAUGGAAGCAUACUGAUAGAUUCGACAAGCGGCAACACGGCAGAGAAAGAUUCUCCUGCGAAUCUGAGCCUGAGAGGAUACGAAAUCAUCGACGCCGCCAAGGAAGCUCUCGAAAAACAAUGCCCUGGUAUCGUCUCCUGCGCUGACAUCCUCGCCAUGGCUGCUCGAGAUGCAGUUUUCUUUGCUGGAGGGCCGGUGUACGACAUCCCGAACGGAAGGAAAGACGGAAGAAGAUCGAAGAUCGAAGACACGAUAAACCUGCCGGCGCCGACGCUAAACAGCUCGGCGCUGAUCCGAAUGUUCGGUCAGCGCGGCUUCACGGCGCAGCAAAUGGUGGCUCUGUCGGGGGGCCACACGCUGGGGGUGGCGCGUUGCUCGUCGUUCAAGAGCCGGCUGAGCAAGUUCGACGCGGCGAACGACGUCGACCCGACCAUGGACGCGCAGUUCGCCCGGACGCUGUCGAAAACUUGCAGCGCCGGCGGCGACAGCGCGGCGCAGGCGCUGGACUUCAGCCAGAACACUUUCGACAACAACUACUUCAGGGCGCUGCAGAUGAGGGCCGGCGUGCUGUUUUCCGACCAGACGCUGUUCGCCAGCGCCGCCACGCGGGGGUUCGUCAACGGCUACGCCAUGAACCAGGCUCUGUUCUUCUUGGAUUUCCAGCAGGCCAUGGUGAAGAUGGGGACCAUGGAUGUCAAGGAAGGCCCCAAUGGCGAGGUCAGAACCUCCUGCCGCGCCGUCAAUUGAAGAUUGAUCGAUUUGUAUUAUAUGUAUUUACAUGACAUUAAUUAAUUGUUGCACCAAUAAUUGUUGUUGGUAUUUCAUAUGUUUGUGUAAUAAUUCCUUAGACACUUUUACUACUACUACUGCACUAUGGCUUGAAAUUUAAUUUCCUGCGUGUAUGUAUUUGUAGAAUGAACAACUAGUUUCUCUCUCUUUUUUUUUUUUUGGAAUGUAAAAUUAGGUUCGAUGGAAAUUGCAAUAAUUGA
Molecule: messenger RNA, 1347 nt
Organism: Andrographis paniculata
Lineage: Eukaryota; Viridiplantae; Streptophyta; Magnoliopsida; Lamiales; Acanthaceae
Product: peroxidase 47
Exons: 3
Coding region: 65-1105 (346 amino acids)
Biological process (GO): hydrogen peroxide catabolic process; response to oxidative stress
Molecular function (GO): heme binding; peroxidase activity
Source: RefSeq, a predicted model, not a curated record